Molecule: messenger RNA, 1854 nt
Organism: Cyprinodon tularosa
Lineage: Eukaryota; Metazoa; Chordata; Actinopteri; Cyprinodontiformes; Cyprinodontidae
Product: arrestin red cell
Exons: 16
Coding region: 396-1616 (406 amino acids)
Biological process (GO): signal transduction; positive regulation of ERK1 and ERK2 cascade; G protein-coupled receptor internalization
Cellular component (GO): cytoplasm
Molecular function (GO): angiotensin receptor binding
Source: RefSeq, a predicted model, not a curated record
UUAGAUGCUCCUCAUUCCUCCUCCUCCUCCUUCUCCUCUCUCUGGGUUCUCCUCCUCAUCCGGACCGACUCUCGGCCACCGAACCCUCAGCAGGAAUGAAACUGCGUGCUCUGACCCCGGAGUCCUCGCUGCUGCGCUUUUAGCGGCGCGCAUCGGUCCUCACAGACACAGCAAACCCCGCUCUCUCACACACACACACACACACACUCAGCCGUUGCGGAAGCUCGGGGGAACCGAGGCGGCGCUAAACUCCAUUAGCAUACCAACCAGUUCUGGGUGGAUGGACGGCUGAACGGAGCCUCCCGGACCGAACCUGCUCCGCCUCAGAACCAGCAGCACACCAACGGCUCAGGACUCAUUUAUUCGGGAUCUGCUGCCGUCCGCCUGCCGAGGAGAUGGGGGACAAGGCGGGGACCAGGGUUUUUAAGAAGUCCAGCCCAAACUGCAAGCUCACAGUCUACCUGGGAAAGAGGGACUUUGUGGAUCAUCUGGACCAUGUGGACCCAGUUGAUGGAGUGAUUCUGGUCGACCCGGAGUACCUGAAGGACAGGAAAGUCUUCGUCACUCUGACCUGUGCGUUCCGCUACGGCCGGGAAGACCUGGACGUUCUGGGCCUGUCGUUCCGGAAGGAUCUCUACAUCUCCACCUUCCAGGCCUUCCCUCCGGUUCCAGAGGAGAAGAAGUCCAACAGUCGGCUGCAGGAGCGUCUGCUGAAGAAGCUGGGUCAGCACGCCCACCCGUUCUACUUCACGAUCCCUCAGAACCUGCCGUGCUCAGUGACCCUCCAACCUGGCCCAGAAGACACCGGGAAGGCCUGCGGCGUGGACUUUGAGAUCAGAGCCUUCUGUGCCAAAACGAUAGAGGAGAAGAUCCACAAGAGGAAUUCGGUGCGCCUGGUGAUCAGGAAGGUCCAGUACGCUCCGGAGAAACCGGGUCCUCAGCCCAUGGUGGAAACGACCCGCAGCUUCCUGAUGUCCGACAGAUCCCUGCACCUGGAGGCCUCCUUAGAUAAGGAGCUGUACUACCACGGGGAGCCCAUCAGCGUGAACGUCCACGUCACCAACAACUCCACCAAGACGGUGAAGAGAGUCAAGAUCUCAGUGCGUCAGUACGCCGACAUCUGUCUGUUCAGCACCGCCCAAUACAAAUGUCCAGUGGCCCAGCUGGAAGCAGACGACCAGGUGUCAUCCAGCUCCACCUUCUGUAAGGUGUACACUCUGACCCCGACGCUGGACAAGAACCGAGAGAAGAGAGGGCUGGCUCUGGACGGGAAGCUGAAGCAUGAAGACACCAACCUGGCCUCCUCCACCAUAGUGAAGGACGUCACCAACAAGGAGGUUCUUGGCAUCCUGGUGUCCUACAGAGUCAAGGUCAAACUGGUGGUGUCCCGUGGAGGGGACGUGUCAGUGGAGCUGCCCUUCAUCCUGAUGCAUCCAAAACCUGUGGAGUUGCCGACAUCCCGCCCACAGUCAGCCGUGCCAGAUUCAGACCCGCCCAUCGACACCAACCUCAUCGAGUUCGACACAAACGUCUCCCAGGACGAUGACUUCGUCUUCGAGGACUUUGCCCGGCUGCGGCUCAAAGGCGUCGUGGACGACAAGGACGAGGACUGCUAGGAGCUGACCGAGCUGCCGCUCCCUCGCUUCAGCAGACCCCCCCCCCACACACACUCACACACCACACACGUUCCAUUCCCCAGCAGAGGAGGCUGACGGAGGCUGAGAGAUACUGAGGCUGAAAGAGAGAUACUGAGGCUGAAAGAGAGAUACUGAGGCUGAAAGAGAGAUACUGAGGCUGAAAGAGAGAUACUGAGGCUGAAGGAGGCUGAGUGAGGAUGAUUGAGGCUGAAGGAGG